This is a messenger RNA of Physcomitrium patens, 2218 nucleotides long. RefSeq lists its product as uncharacterized. Gene Ontology annotation, molecular function: nucleic acid binding; protein methyltransferase activity. Gene Ontology annotation, biological process: protein methylation. NCBI's taxonomy places the organism in Eukaryota, Viridiplantae, Streptophyta, Bryopsida, Funariales, Funariaceae. The record is from RefSeq and is a predicted model, not a curated record.
CGAGGCUAUUCUCUUUCUGCACUGCUCUCAUGCCGCCACAGUGCAUUCCAGGAGUAUAACAUGAAUAGUCCACGGUGAAAACUUCUGGACAGAGUGAUUCUAAGUCUAUUGUGGCAUCAGAGCAAGCAAACGUCCGAGUUAGGAUGUAGCGUUUUACAUUCUUAUGCAAUUCUAGAGACGUCAAACACCCCGAGGUGUGAAUUAUGUGGAACCAAUCGUGUACCAGUUUAAUUUAUCUAUGUCACGAAUAGGUUCUCUGGAAGUCGGACUCUGUAUUGUUAAGUAUUCAGCUAUCGUUGAUAAAAUCGGGGGAUAGUUUUGACUGGUAAUAUUGGUGACAAUGGCUGCGACAGCUACUGCAUUCACUCGUAUUUCACAAUCUAUUGCUGGAACUCUGUCUCUUUCCCACUGUAGCACCAGACCUUUGUUCCACCCCUGCAGCUCUUCAAUUCGUCGACAAGCUCCUGCAAGUCAAAUCUACUGCUUGUUGUCUGCAUUGAAUUGCUCGCCAGUUAUUCUUCACUCUGGACCUAUUAAAGAGCUUCAUUGUCGUACAUCCUCCCGUACAGAUGUUUCAUUUGUAAUUUCUCAGAGAUUCGAGAAGAGGUUUGAGUGUUCCGCUUCGAGAUCUGGAGACAUUGAAGGGUCAGACUUUCACUCUACAUGGACAGCUGCCGACAUGCCUGAAUCAGAGAGAUUUUUACACUCUGAGUCAGUGACAAGUUCAAUAGCUAGUGCGUCAGUGGUAACUCCUCUGUGUGAGCGUCCUGCAACGCAUGUAACAUGCUUGGAAGACCUACUUCAGUGGAGGAGGAAGGCAGAACAUUUAGCUGCAUCCGUAGGUAGAGAAUUUUAUGAUACAGAUGGAGGGCCGGAUUCUAGUGAUCUUUUGAGGGAGUUGGAGUGGCUUCUCGAUGAUGCUGUUGCAGCCUGUUGCCGACGUGAUCGGAAAGCGGGCUCAAGUGAGAGAUGCUGGAAAUCAUGCAGUUGGAGGGACGUGAAGGCUUGUUUGCCUUUUGAAACAGUGCGAAUUUUAGAUAGGGAUGACGUUCCAAACGUAUCUGCUGAUGCAAGUGUUGAGUUUGGAGUCUUCGGAACCCUACUUAAGGAAAGAUACACGGACCCAGUUUCGGAAUUGGCAGCAGAUGGUGCAUGUUCUUGUGAUUCCUUACGGGAUAGCCUAGCAGAUAUGGCAUUCGCUGUUCAAGGCAUUCAGGAAAGGUCUGUUUCGGAACCGUCGUUUACCGAAACAACUGCAGACCGAGUUACUCAUUUUUCAACUGUAGAUCAUGUUCCUUUAGAACAGCUCGACAAUAAAACUACAAAUGCACACAUCCUGUUGCGUUCUAGUAUCGAAGAGCUCGAGGAACAGUGGACUCGAAGAGUGAGGAAUAGGAGGCCGUUCCAAUACGUCGUGGGAUGUGCACAUUGGAGAGACUUAGUCUUGAGUGUUCAGGAGGGGGUCCUAAUACCAAGGCCAGAAACAGAGCAAAUGAUAGACCUUGCAGAGGCUGCAAUUACAGCAGAUAAUUCUCUAAAUAAUGGGUUGUGGGCGGACCUUGGAACUGGAAGCGGUGCUUUGGCAAUCGCCAUGGCACGCCUUCUUCCUCCUACUGGGUCAGUUAUUGCUGUUGAUGCUAGUCCAAUAGCUGUUGCUGUGGCUCGGCGGAACGUGGAGAAAUAUGAGCUCAAGGACCGAGUGAAUGUUGUCUUUGGCUCCUGGUUCACACCUCUAGAGAAUCUUAAUGGUUCUCUGGCAGGCAUAUUGAGCAAUCCCCCCUACAUACCGUCAGAAAAUAUUGCGGGACUUCAAGCUGAAGUAGGAAAGCACGAGCCGCAGUCUGCACUAGAUGGAGGAGAGGAUGGCAUGAGUGACUUGCGCAAAAUCUGUCAAGGCUCUUCGUUUGCUCUCAGGGCUGGGGGAUUUCUUGUGUUGGAGACCAACGGUGGGAAUCAAGCUGAGGCUGUAUCUGCUUAUCUACACAGUUUAAGAUCAAAGGGAGACUUUCAAACCUUAACCUCUAUUCCUUGCUUUAAGCACAUUAGAAUCGUGCCUGAUUUCGCUGGGAUUGGCCGGUUUGUUGUAGCUACUCGUUGCUGAUGACCUGGAGUAAAUGGUUCUGAUGCUUCACUGUUUUGUGAAUACGUGUAAAACUUUUUUGGCACUUUUAUUGUCUAUCUUUUUCACUUUUCCAUCGAGAAUUGCGAUGGUCACCAA